AUGCUGAAGUGCGGAAUGAACGGUAGUCAGGUGAAAGUAUUUGGAAAAGCAAUCCAAGCUCUAUCACGAAUCAGUGACGAGUUAUGGCUAGACCCGUCUGAAAAAAAUCUUGCUCUAAGAUCUGUAAAUUCUUGUCGAUCAGCCUAUGGAUGUGUGCUCUUCUCUUCUUUGUUUUUUCAACAUUAUGAAUGGUCAGCUCCAAUGGAAAUGAAAGAUAAAGGAACUGCAUCAAAUUUGAAUUGUCAGUUGGCAAUGAAGGCGAUCCUGCCCAUCUUUAAAUGUCUGAAUUCCCUCGAAAGAAAUGUAGAGAAGUGCAGAAUAUUCACCAGAUCUGUUAAGUCCCAAGUCGUUAUUCAAUUCUUCUGCAGACAUGAUUUGACUAAUUCUGUCUACAGUGAGAUGUCUGUUGAGUCACAUGAGUUUGACUUCUUUCAAAUUGGUGUUGAAACUGAGGUAACAUUUUGCUUCAAAGAACUGAAGGGAAUGCUGACAUUUUCAGAAGCUGUACAUGCUCCUAUAUCCAUUUAUUUUGAUAUUCCUGGAAAACCUAUGACUUUAUGUAUUGAUGAUAUGUUACUGGAAGCCAACUUUAUUUUGGCAACAUUAGUUGACAUACCAAGUGGGACAUCUUCACCACAAUCGCUAUGUCCUUCACAAAAACUGAAAAGGGAGGACCUGAUCCGGUCAAAUUCAAAGGCUGGUAAAAAUGUGACGAACAAGGUCCCCGAGUGCAUCUCCAGACAAGCAGCCCCCAGAAAGCUCCACCCUCAAGGGAGUCCCACAGACACCUCUGGAUUAGAAACGUGCAGCGGCCUUGCAACGGAAAGAGCAGAUGGAGGCAGUGAAGUUCCAGAAAGCUGCGUCAGCAGCAUGGAGGAGGCGCCUGGGUCCUGA
Messenger RNA from Orycteropus afer afer, 894 nucleotides. The record is from RefSeq and is a predicted model, not a curated record. Lineage: Eukaryota; Metazoa; Chordata; Mammalia; Tubulidentata; Orycteropodidae.